This is a messenger RNA of Equus caballus (horse), 6231 nucleotides long. It is a transcript of the gene SALL1, whose product is annotated as spalt like transcription factor 1. The record is from RefSeq and is a predicted model, not a curated record. Gene Ontology annotation, molecular function: RNA polymerase II cis-regulatory region sequence-specific DNA binding; DNA-binding transcription factor activity, RNA polymerase II-specific. Gene Ontology annotation, biological process: regulation of transcription by RNA polymerase II. NCBI's taxonomy places the organism in Eukaryota, Metazoa, Chordata, Mammalia, Perissodactyla, Equidae. Gene Ontology annotation, cellular component: nucleus.
GGGAAGGAAGUUUACUUCGCGCGCGGUGCUCAACUCCGAGCUGGGGGAGCCCCCUGCGCCGCGCCCCCCACCCCGGCGCUCACGCUCCCCCGGGCCCGCACCGCCGAGUGGGGCGCCUUUGGGGGUUCAGAGCUGCAGGAAGAUGGGGACCCGUGUCGGGGCGCCCGCGCCUAACCCGCUGGGCUCGCGGCCCGCGUGGAGAGCGCUCUUCGCUGCUGGUUGCUCCCGAGGCGAGAGUGCGGGCGGACGGGGCCAAGUGUCGGCGUCCGGCUGCGCAAGUUUCUCCCCGCAUCUCUACCCCGACACACGCACCCCGGCCCCCAGAAAUCCUUAGCUUCGGUGUGCGCCCUCUGAGGAUCGUGGCACCCCGUACUCCCAGGACUCGGAAGGGUCGUUUUCCGGGGCUGGGGGACUGUCUCGCCAGAGGAGAAUCCCCCUGAAAGGGAGGCACUCGCUUUCUCCGAUGGAGGCGACGACUGCGGGGUCCCGAAGGGAAUGAACAAGUUCAGAACAAAGUUUGUGUGAGGGAACUAAGGCCGAGAGUGGGAGACAUCCGCCAGGGAAUUUGGGGUACCGGAGGAGGACACUUCGAACCCCUCCUUGUCCCUGAAGGAGUUUCACUUUAGGGGCCUCCGAGCUCCCAGGCCCAGGGCCGGCGGCGACGGAGCGGCGCUGGGGCUCGGUCCCCGGCGGGAUGCUCGCCCCUCGGCGGCGGGAGGACGAGGGACAGCCCUGGCGGGGUCUCGGCGGCUCCGGGUGCCUCUCAGGAUGCGCGAGUCCCGGGCGGCGUUCUGGGGUCUGGAGGAGGGAGCUGGACCCCGACAGGGCUCAGAAGCGCGCCCUUGGAUGGGUACCUCUGUCCACUAAACUCUGCGGCCGCCCGGGCCCCACGGUCCCCGGGUCCUUCCCUAGAGGCCUGCUUCUCAGUAGGGUUGGGGCUCAGGGACCCGCGCAGAACCCGGCAGAGAAGCGAAUGGACCCCCUCCCUUCACCCCGGCCGUCGGGAAAGCGGAUUCCUGGCGUGGGGUCCCUGUAAGAAAUUGGGGAGAACUGAGACCGGUUAAGGAAAUUGUUUACAGUACCUGCCCCCACACCCCCAUCCCAGUGCUUUCUCAAGCUUCAAGCCUUACCUAGAGUCUCUGGGAUUUCUCAGUCCGCUGGGAAGAGCCCCUGAACCCCGCUUUCCACCCCAGGCGAAACCCGGUCCGCGAGGGAAAUGGAGGUGAAAUUACCCAAGGCCGCUGCCACCACUCCGAGAGACACGGAGAAGGGUCAACCGAAUCGCACCACUAAGAGCAAGGACGCCCACGUCUGUGGCCGGUGCUGCGCUGAGUUCUUUGAAUUAUCCGAUCUUCUGCUCCACAAGAAGAACUGUACUAAAAAUCAAUUAGUUUUAAUCGUAAAUGAAAGUCCAGCCUCCCCACCUGAAACCUUCUCCCCCAGCCCCCCUCCCGAUAAUCCCAGCGAACAAAUGAAUGACGCAGUUAACAAAACAGAUCCAGUAGACUGCAGCAACCUUUCAGAACACCAAGGACUGGACAGGGACGAGUCCAUGGAGGUGGAGGCCCCGGUGGCUAACAAAGGUGGCAGUGGUCCUCUGAGCAGCAGCCACAGCAGUGCCACCCCAGGCUGCAGCAGCACCUCCUCCACGGGUACCUCAGCGAUCACAACCUCUCUACCUCAACUCGGGGACCUGACAACACUGGGCAACUUCUCCGUGAUCAACAGCAACGUCAUCAUCGAGAACCUCCAGAGCACCAAGGUGGCGGUGGCCCAGUUCUCCCAGGAGGCGAGGUGCAGCGGGGCCUCCGGCGGCAAGCUGGCCGUCCCAGCCCUCAUGGAGCAGCUCUUGGCCCUGCAGCAGCAGCAGAUCCACCAGCUGCAGCUGAUCGAACAGAUUCGUCACCAAAUAUUGCUGUUGGCUUCUCAGAAUGCAGACUUGCCAACAUCUUCUAGUCCUUCUCAAGGUACUUUACGAACAUCUGCCAACCCCUUGUCCACACUAAGUUCCCAUUUAUCUCAGCAGCUGGCGGCAGCAGCUGGAUUAGCACAGAGCCUCGCUAGCCAAUCUGCCAGCAUCAGCGGUGUGAAACAGCUACCCCCCAUCCAGCUACCUCAGAGCAGUUCUGGCAACACCGUCAUUCCACCCAACAGCGGCUCUUCUCCCAAUGUUAACAUAUUGGCGACAGCAGUUACCACCCCGUCCUCAGAAAAAGUGGCUUCGAGCGCUGGUGCCUCCCAUGCCAGCAACCCAGCAGUCUCGGCAUCCUCCUCACCAGCUUUUGCAAUAAGCAGUUUAUUAAGUCCUGCAUCUAAUCCACUUCUACCUCAGCCAGCCCCUGCUAACUCGGUUUUCCCCAGCCCUUUGCCCAACAUCGGAACAACUGCGGAGGAUUUGAACUCCUUGUCUGCCUUGGCCCAGCAAAGAAAAAGCAAGCCACCAAAUGUCACUGCCUUCGAAGUGAAAAGUACUUCGGACGAGGCGUUCUUCAAACACAAGUGCAGGUUCUGUGCGAAGGUCUUCGGAAGCGACAGUGCCUUGCAGAUCCACCUGCGUUCCCACACCGGAGAGAGGCCGUUCAAGUGCAACAUCUGUGGGAACAGGUUCUCCACUAAGGGGAACCUCAAAGUCCACUUUCAGCGCCACAAAGAGAAAUACCCUCAUAUCCAGAUGAACCCCUAUCCCGUGCCUGAGCAUUUAGACAAUAUCCCCACAAGUACCGGCAUCCCCUAUGGCAUGUCCAUUCCUCCAGAAAAGCCAGUCACCAGCUGGCUAGACACCAAACCGGUCCUGCCCACUCUGACCACUUCCGUCGGCCUUCCAUUGCCCCCGACCCUCCCGAGCCUCACGCCCUUCAUCAAGACCGAAGAGCCAGCCCCGAUCCCCAUCAGCCAUUCUGCCGCCAGCCCCCCAGGCUCUGUCAAAAGUGACUCCGGGGCCCCAGAGCCAGCCACAAGGAGCCUGGGUGGGCUCCCGGAGGAAGCGGAAGGGCCCACGGUGCCCCCCUCCAGUGGCAAAAGCGAAGAGAGCAGCGUGGUCACCAGCUCAGCCCCGGCAGUGAGCAGCAGUGCUCUGAGCUCCCCGGCAGCAGACUGCGGCCCGGGCACUGCCACCACCUUCACCAACCCUCUGUUACCACUCAUGUCCGAGCAGUUCAAGGCCAAGUUUCCUUUUGGAGGACUGUUGGACUCAGCCCAGGCAUCAGAGACGUCCAAGCUUCAGCAACUGGUAGAAAACAUUGACAAGAAGGCCACUGAUCCCAAUGAGUGUAUCAUCUGCCACCGGGUCCUCAGUUGCCAGAGCGCCUUGAAGAUGCACUACCGGACACACACUGGGGAGAGGCCCUUUAAGUGUAAGAUCUGUGGCCGGGCUUUCACCACGAAAGGGAAUCUUAAAACCCAUUACAGUGUUCAUCGUGCUAUGCCCCCGCUCAGAGUCCAGCAUUCCUGCCCCAUCUGCCAGAAGAAGUUCACUAACGCUGUCGUCCUGCAGCAGCACAUUCGAAUGCACAUGGGAGGCCAGAUCCCCAACACCCCAGUCCCUGACAGCUACCCUGAGUCCAUGGAGUCUGACACGGGCUCCUUUGAUGAGAAAAAUUUUGAUGACUUAGACAACUUCUCCGAUGAAAACAUGGAGGACUGUCCCGAGGGCAGCAUCCCUGAUACGCCCAGGUCCGCGGAUGCGUCCCAAGACAGCCUAUCGUCUUCGCCUUUGCCCCUGGAGAUGUCAAGCAUUGCUGCUUUGGAAAAUCAGAUGAAGAUGAUCAAUGCCGGCCUGGCAGAGCAGCUGCAGGCCAGCCUGAAGUCGGUGGAGAAUGGGUCGGUCGAGGGGGACGUCCUGACCAAUGAUUCGUCCUCAGUGGGUGGCGAUAUGGAGAGCCAAAGUGCUGGCAGCCCAGCCAUCUCAGAGUCUACCUCUUCCAUGCAGGCUCUGUCCCCAUCCAACAGCACCCAGGAGUUCCACAAGUCACCCAGCGUCGAGGAGAAGCCACAGAGAGCCGUGCCCAGCGAGUUUGCCAACGGUUUGUCUCCCACCCCAGUGAACGGUGGGGCUUUGGAUUUGACAUCUAGUCACGCAGAGAAAAUCAUCAAAGAAGAUUCUUUGGGGAUCCUCUUCCCUUUCAGAGACCGGGGUAAAUUUAAAAAUACCGCUUGCGACAUUUGUGGCAAAACAUUUGCUUGUCAGAGUGCCUUGGACAUUCACUACAGAAGUCAUACCAAAGAGAGACCAUUUAUUUGCACAGUUUGCAAUCGUGGCUUUUCCACAAAGGGUAAUUUGAAGCAGCACAUGUUGACACAUCAGAUGCGAGAUCUACCAUCACAGCUCUUUGAGCCCAGUUCCAACCUUGGCCCCAAUCAGAACUCGGCGGUGUUGCCCGCCAACUCUUUGCCAUCUCUCAUCAAAACAGAGGUCAACGGCUUUGUGCACGUUACUCCUCAGGACAGUAAGGACACCCCCACCAGUCACCUCCCUUCUGGGCCUCUGUCAUCCUCUGCCACUUCCCCAGUUCUGCUCCCAGCUCUGCCCAGGAGAACUCCCAAACAGCACUACUGCAACACGUGUGGCAAAACCUUCUCCUCCUCGAGUGCCCUGCAGAUUCACGAGAGAACUCACACUGGAGAGAAACCCUUUGCUUGCACUAUUUGUGGAAGAGCUUUCACAACAAAAGGCAAUCUUAAGGUACACAUGGGCACUCACAUGUGGAAUAGCACCCCCGCGCGACGGGGUCGGCGGCUCUCUGUGGACGGCCCCAUGACAUUUCUAGGAGGCAAUCCUGUCAAGUUCCCAGAAAUGUUCCAGAAGGAUUUGGCAGCAAGGUCAGGAAGUGGAGAUCCUUCCAGCUUCUGGAAUCAGUAUGCGGCGGCACUCUCCAACGGGCUGGCGAUGAAGGCCAAUGAGAUCUCCGUCAUUCAGAACGGUGGCGUCCCUCCAAUUCCUGGAAGCCUGGGCAGUGGGAGCAGCUCACCUAUUAGUGGGCUGACGGGAAAUCUGGAGAAGCUCCAGAACUCAGAGCCCAGCGCUCCUCUGGCCGGCCUGGAGAAAAUGGCAAGCAGCGAGAACGGAACCAACUUCCGUUUCACCCGCUUCGUGGAAGACAGCAAAGAGAUCGUCACGAGUUAGAGCAACUCUGGCUGGAGAAAUAGCAUUCCUGUUCAGAAUGAGACCCACGGUUGCCUCCUACUCCUUGCCCUGUGCCCCCGGCCUCUGGUUCCCCCAGAUCUAUGAACUAUCACAUUAUGAAGACAUUCUUUUGUACCUUGUUCAACUUCUAGAGUUCUAAGAAAGCUUAUUUAUUAGUGAUAUAACCUUGCUUUGCAAACAGAAUGCAAGCAUUAACUUUGGUCUUCUGUAUUUUGGACUAAUACUAAUUGACUAGAGUGCUGUAAGCUUGCUGUAACAUUUAUGGCAAUUGCAAGUUGCCCUGCUAGGCGGUCUUAAUCUGGCAUUAACUUAUUUUCUAUAUCCAGUUUAAUAUGAAUCUGGUGUUGAUGCAAUGCCUCAGUGAUGCAUUAGAUCUCUAAUAAAGUCUGUAUAUAAAUGUACACUUUGAUCCUGCUGGAAAAUUUUAUCAGCAAACACAUUGUCUAAUCUUUCGAAACAAAUUUAAGGAAAGGACUGAAAGUACAGAUUGAGCAGUGUGGUUCUUUGAAAGGUUUGGUUUUUUGAUUUUUCGUCUAAACUUCAACCUGCUUUUCUUUUUUUGUAGAUUUAACCUUUUCCGUAUGGAACUGCUAUUUGUAUUGUGCUUUUUCCUUGAGUCGUCCUCAAUGUUAAUAAGUUUCUGUACAGUAAUAAGCACGCAGAAUUCUUUAGAGAAAAUACAAGUGUUGUUUUGGUAGUUGAAACUGAGACGUAACAUUUUGCCUUGUAGGUAUAUUCACAAUAGGAAACGUGUGCUGGAAUUUCACAAUGCUGCUAAGUAUAGCAUCUUGAACAACCUUCAGUGGAGAAAUGUAGAUGCUCUUGUAUAUACAAUAAGAAAUAUCACUUUCAUUAAAAUGUACAUAGGUUCCUUACAAGAGCAAAUGCUUCUUCUUGAUCAAGAGAGCAGGUAUAGUGUUUGUUUAUUUUGUAUUAGAUAUGGAAGAAAAAAUUGGACUGUUACAUGCACUUUCUUGGAAAGUUGAAAGGAAGGGGGGGGUCCAAUUUCUUUAACAUUUAAUACUUACUAACAACAGAGAUACUGUAAUUUUACUCAAGUAAUCAAAUACAUUUUUUUUUGCAACAGA